AUGGGAUUUUUGAGUGGUGUGCUUAAGGAUGUCAGCGAGAAACAGCCUUACAGUGUGGGUAAAACAAUGCUAAAAAAUCUUGUAAGUAAUGAAAUUAACAAACAUCUUUGCUCAGGGCACGAUGGCUUUAAAAGGCUUUUCGAAAAGUUGCCCAAGGAAAUCGAGAAGUACAACAGAGAAGUGAGAGAGUCCAAUGAGAAAGUUAGUACGCCAAUUAAGAAACUACAAGAAGAGAUCAAAGAGCUCGAAAAACAGGUAAGUGAUAUAUUAAAUGAUAAUGCUGUUUCAGCUGAUUUUGAUGUCAUCGGCAAUGCAGUCUCCCAGGCCAUGCCCUUGGUGCAGAAGUCUCUUGAUCAAGGUGCUGCCCUUGACAAUAGCUUGAAGAACGUAAAUUUCGACAUCAUUGACUUAAAUGCUAAUUUGAGUGCUAGAGUUAUUAGUGCAUUGAAAUCUGUGAGGCAUGAGAAUAGGCAACUGGACGACCAGUCUAAAAAAGCGCUGGACGAUAGAGAAAACGAAUCAAGCUGUUCU
Molecule: messenger RNA, 531 nt
Organism: Babesia bigemina
Lineage: Eukaryota; Apicomplexa; Aconoidasida; Piroplasmida; Babesiidae
Exons: 1
Source: RefSeq, a predicted model, not a curated record